UCUCUCUCUCUCUCUCUCUCUCUCUCUCCCCCCUCGAUCUCGAUCUCGGCCUCAAUCGAUUCCGAUUUCGAUAACCCUAAUUCGCCUCCCCUAUCCCUCGAUCUCGACCUUCAUUCCCUCUCGCUGUUGUUGUGAUUCAUGAAGCGAUCGAAGUGUCGGGCGAUCAAGGCGGCUCUAGGGUUCCUCGAGUCCGUGCUCAUGGGGUGCUUCUUCGCGUGCUUUAGAAUCAAGGACGACGAGCGGAGGAAGACCCCUCCGCGUCAGAUUUCGAUCUCUUCGAACGGUGGGGAUAAUCUCUUGUCGAAGAACAAUCUCGGAUCGGUGUUUCUGAGUGAGGAUAAAGACAUCGAAGAAUGUGGUUCUCCAUGCGGGUUUAACCCGAAUCAAAGUUUUCAGGAGGUUUUUGAUGAUGACAACAUCAAUGGGGAUCUCAAACGUGAGGCCAAGUACCUCAAAUCUUGUGGUGCAAUAUCGGAAACUCCUGCGGAAAUACGGAAAACUUUGAGCAAAACAGUCGUUAGAAAUUCUAAUGAGGAUGACUCGUCUCCGGAAUCCUUCUCAUUCCAUCAAAAAUCAUCUUAUAAGGAACUUCAGCUGGAUGUACAGUGUAAUGAAGUGUCUGAUGUUCCACCACAGCUAGAAGAAAACUCGAGUUCUCCAGAAAUGUUAUUGGAAGGAUCCGUGUCUGAUAAAAACCAGAUUCCAAGGGCUGGUAUGAAUGAAAUUGAAUUACGGUUUAAAAGUGAUAAUUUUGACAAAUCCCCCUCUCCGAAUGACAUCAAAAUUCAGCAACCCUAUGCUAGUGAUUCUCCUUAUCCAACUCCUCUGAUUUUGACCGAUGAAAUGCAAACUCCCGCAACAAUUCACCCGUCCCGCAUCGAAAACACUAGGACCGGGAAGCGUGCUAGGAUCCGCACUCAGUAUGCUUAUCCUGUCCUGAAACCUAUAGACAAUUUACCACACCGGAAAUCACUAAGCGAAAACUCAUCUUGUACAAAGAAGCUAGUACCAAAUGCAAUCUCUCCUGUGUCUAAAGAUUCAGAGGUUUCUAAGACAAGAAGGUCAGUGUUUGCAACUCCAAAUAACAAGGAAAACCUAGGCAAGGAGAAUGCCAAUAAUAAUGAGGAGCCUCUCUAUGCCAAUAGUAAUAAUCGUGCACAGCAAAUUUCGCACAGCAAAGAUGAAGUUAUAGACGCUCCAAACCUUCUUGUUCCGAGCUUUUCUCAAUGGCUGAAGCCGACGACUCUGAAGGAUGAGAAAGAGGAUAUUAUGGACAUUAAAGAGAGCUAUGAUGUGGAUAGACCUAUUAUUGGGAUUUUCGAUGAAAACUGGAGGGACGAUGGGUGUACUCGUGAAUCGCCCAAAUGUUGGGAUCGAAAUGGAAUUCCAAAUUCGACGACCAAAUACAAGGAGGAUCAGAAGGUUAGUUGGCAUGCUACCCCUUUUGAAGAAAGGCUAGAGAAGGCUUUGUCAGAUGAGAAAUUAUUCCCUCAAAGGAAGCAACUGGGAGGAAGACUAAUUGAGCUCGAGGAAGUAAACGAAGAGUGCGGUUCACCAGCUUCGCAGUAACAGAUCAAGAGAAUUUGAUCUGCUGAGGAAAUUACCUGCCAUGAAUUCUAUACAUAAAGUGAUAAAUCCAUUAAAUUCCCUUCGAAUUUACCUUGUAACCUGUAGCCAUUCUGUCGAAGCUUCGGCUCACUGUUGUUGUGACUUGUGACUUGUGACUUGUGACUGCUUCCUCUUCCAUCAAGCAGAGGAACUUUCAGUUCUGAACUAUUUCAUCAUAAAAGG
Messenger RNA from Ananas comosus (pineapple), 1791 nucleotides. Its product is annotated as protein JASON-like. The transcript is spliced from 7 exons. NCBI's taxonomy places the organism in Eukaryota, Viridiplantae, Streptophyta, Magnoliopsida, Poales, Bromeliaceae. The record is from RefSeq and is a predicted model, not a curated record. Gene Ontology annotation, biological process: male meiosis II. The coding region runs from base 139 to 1569 and encodes 476 amino acids.